CUAAUUCGGGCGCAAUGCGGUCGCCAAUUCCGACCUUUUCUCCUCUAGGGUUGCCGGCCAUCCCCAGCGAAAUGGGGAUCUUUUCUGCCGAUACCCCCAAAUCAGCCCCCAAAUUAGCAUUUAUUCUGCACGGGAGAAAUUUCGCUGUCGAUUUCGUUACCAUCCAGUAGCAGGAACGGCAAACAUUGCUGGGGGGGAAAAAGGAUGGCAGCGGGGAGAUUUCGCCGGCUCGUGAUUUCGUACCAAUUUGGCUCCACCCCCCAGCCGGCAAUGUGGGGGCUGCGGAUCCGUUUCAAACAGCCGGAGAUCGCUUUCCAGCCUUUCCUUUUAGCCGGUGAUAGCGGUAGUACCCUACCCUCGACCACUCACACCAUCCGUAUGGUUGGUGGGUGCCAUUCUUUGUUUCUUUCACGCAAAUCCACACCAAUUGCAGCGCCUACCUUUCCACGCAUGCUUCGUUUUCAAACGAAAGAUUUCUUUUUACUCUCCCUCUCUCUCUCUCUCUCUCGGAGGAGGAGAGAAAGGAACCUUGGAGACAAGACAAGAUAAUGCCACCACCCAUGAUGGAGUUACUCUGCUUUGGCGGCCUUUGGGGGUAGAUUAGCUUGGAGCCCUGGGUCAUGGUGACCACGUAGUGGUGGUAGCAGCAGCAGUAGAAUAUCCAAUUGGACCACCCACCUACAUGGGGUCUGGUGUUCGUGCCAUCUUGGACUAUGUGCCCACGGUGUUUGACAACUUCAGUGCUAAUGUUGUGGUUGAUGGCAACACUGUCAACCUUGGGCUAUGGGAUACUGCAGGUCAGGAAGACUACAACAGACUGAGACCGCUGAGUUAUCGUGGAGCUGAUGUCUUCCUUCUGGCCUUCUCGCUUAUCAGCAAGGCUAGCUAUGAGAAUGUUUCAAAGAAGUGGAUACCUGAACUGAAGCAUUAUGCACCAGGUGUGCCUAUUAUCCUCGUGGGAACAAAGCUUGAUCUUCGAGAUGACAAGCAGUUCUUUGUGGACCAUCCUGGUGCUGUUCCUAUCACUACUGCUCAGGGGGAGGAACUAAAAAAGUUAAUAGGCGCACCCUACUACAUCGAAUGCAGCUCGAAGACCCAACUAAAUGUCAAGGGUGUAUUUGAUGCGGCAAUAAAGGUGGUACUGCAGCCACCAAAGGCAAAGAAGAAGAAAAAGGCGCAGAGGGGGGCUUGCUCCAUCUUGUGAUCUAAUCAAUCGGUAGACAAAGAACAAGGGCGAAGUUGCCGCCAUGCUAUAUUAUUGUUACGUCUUGCUUCAGCGGAGCUGCACUCUCAUGGUCGUCCUCCCUCCCCUCACCCCCACCCCACCCUAGGUUACCCACCGGCAGCUGCAGCAAGGUCUCUUUGUCGAGGCAUCGGGCGAUCCAUUUGUUUGAUUUCUCUUCUUCCUGCCUUGUGAUUAUCUCGUGUGACUGACAAGUCGUGGCAAUUUAGGUAACUUGCUUAGUAGACGGUAUUUCCCGUGUUUGAGACCCCGUAAAAAAAAAGUAUCUCGUUGUUAUCUCGGUUCCAUAAGUAGAGACAUGAUGUAAUCGCACUCAGUUUAUUUUAUUUUUGCUUGUUAUUUUCACUUCAAUGGAAAAUUAUGUUUCCUUUCU
This is a messenger RNA of Hordeum vulgare subsp. vulgare (domesticated barley), 1616 nucleotides long. Its product is annotated as rac-like GTP-binding protein 6. The transcript is spliced from 7 exons. NCBI's taxonomy places the organism in Eukaryota, Viridiplantae, Streptophyta, Magnoliopsida, Poales, Poaceae. Gene Ontology annotation, molecular function: protein kinase binding; GTPase activity; GTP binding. The coding region runs from base 683 to 1204 and encodes 173 amino acids. The record is from RefSeq and is a predicted model, not a curated record. Gene Ontology annotation, biological process: small GTPase-mediated signal transduction; regulation of actin cytoskeleton organization; establishment or maintenance of cell polarity. Gene Ontology annotation, cellular component: cytoplasmic vesicle; plasma membrane; cell projection.